AUGUGUCAAGUUCACAUGUACCGAGCUUCGUGCGGCCACCUAUCUCUCCUUGAACCGACAUCUCCAAACCAAGGAGCCACAGUAUUCUGCCAGAAAAAUCCGCCAUGUAAACGGCCUACAAUAGAAGUUGCAACCCUUUUCAGCAUGUGCUCGGAUUGCCAUGCCAGAAUCGCAAGAAUGUCAGCUGUUCCAAGUAUGCACCGAGUCGACAUUUCGAAAUUCAAAAGCCGAAAAUACAGAGAUCCUGAGUCUACCCAGUCAAGUAAUCGGCUCUCAGGUACUCUUACAGAGAGCUAUCGAGGAUUUAGAUCAAGAGUUUGGACAAAACUAAGAGGCCAUACAUCUUUUACCAAUCGUCAACGAAGUCGUCAAUCCGUUCAACCCUCUCAAUUCCAAAGACAGACAAGAGUCGUCGACACAAAUGGCCUUGGGUUCUACGAUCUUAUUUAG
Orbilia oligospora ATCC 24927 is the source of this 450-nucleotide messenger RNA. RefSeq lists its product as uncharacterized. The transcript has a single exon. Lineage: Eukaryota; Fungi; Ascomycota; Orbiliomycetes; Orbiliales; Orbiliaceae. The record is from RefSeq and is a predicted model, not a curated record. The coding region runs from base 1 to 450 and encodes 149 amino acids.